CACAGGUUGAGUGUCAUGUGUGGACAGGUUUCUUCAUGAAAGAGGAAGAGGUUUAAACACAGAGACAUGAUAGCAGCAGACCUGAUCACACAGAUAGAAUCUUUGGACCAGGUUUCUGCCUCUUCGUGCAGCUGUGGGAGAAUCUGACCAUGUGGACUGAAGGUAAAUUGGGAGUGAUGGGAGCAACCUGGAUCUCAUGGAGAACAACUGUAACUGUCAUCAUCACUGUACUGCAAACCCAAGCUGUGAUCAGUGCCAAACCCACAGCUGUGACCGGUGUGGAGGGUCAGACGGUGUACUUCAGAUGUGAAUAUCCAAAACGCUGGCAGAGUAAUGCUAAGUACCUCUGCUGUGUUGACCUCAGCGAUAAACACCUGAUAUGGACAAACAAACACAACCAGUGGGAGACAAAUGGACGUUUCUCUCUGUACGACAACACCACUGGAGCCUUCUUCAUCAUCAAGGUGACCAAACUCGUCCCAGAGGACCGCGGGACAUACUGGUGUGGGGUGGACAUCAGCUCACUCCCUGAUCAUAUCGGUGUCAUACAACUGAAUGUGUCUCGAGAGCUCAACAUGCCGCUGUUCCUGACUGCAGUGAUGUGUGUGGCAGCGAUGGUGUUUGUGUGUCUGUUUACACUUUGUCUUCUGCGGGCUGUUAAACACCAAAGAUCAGGCCCACGCCAGGAUAGGGAGACAUCAUGUGACUAUGAGACAAUAAUGACUGGUGUGGGAACUGGGCCAGAACUCCACUGCACCUCUUCGGCUCCAGACGGUGCUGAUCUUUCAGCUGUACCAAUGCCACCCCCUGAUCUCUGCACCCACUUCACAUCAAAGCAGCAGGAGUCCGCUGUCAAUCUCGGCCCCGGUGAAUAUGUUGAUGUGGAUGUACCAGGGCACUUCUGCCAGUACCAUCAUCUGGAUCUCAGCCGGCUGGAGGAGCACGUCUAUUACAGCCUUCGUGGAAAAAGCAGUCCUAAAAAAUGACAUCUGGGAGUUGAAUAGCAGAUUAACUGUUUGACUAUAAUUUACGUUUAUUUACUACUUGGGUCUUAUUUUUGAAGUUUUGGCCAUCGUUUCCAUCAGUCAAUAUAGAUUUCUACUUGCUGAUUUAUCUUGUUGAGUAAAGUAUUAGAGUGUUAUCAAUGAUAGGAAUGGUGGCCAAAACUGCAUCAAUGAGAUCAAGGUUUCAAUAAACCAGAAUUAUACUUUACUGUGCGUGGAUGAAAGAAAAGUUGACCAAUUCAAAAGUUAACAACUCAGGAUCUUUAGCAAGUCAAGUAUUUACAAUGUACAUUUUUGCUGUGUUUUGUUAUUUCUAGAUGAAAAUGUGCCAUUUUUCAUGGCCCAAAGAAAAGGAAAAACUGAAAAGAGAGACCCCAGUCUGAGCAGGAAUCUCAACUUGUCAGCUGACAAACUCCACCCAGACGAGUAGUGUGUCAUGUAGCUUUAUGAUAAAUUUCACCAUAAAUAAACCAGGUGAUCAUAUCUGAGGGUGUUUACGUGGUACUUGUUUACUGGACUAUUACCUCUUAAACAUUCACUAUGGGUCCGGCGGGAGAUGGGAGGGAUUUUCUGAUGCUUCUAUAAUGUUCUGCGUGGGUUUGGUGAGGAGUGUAGACAGAGGAAGCUGCCUAAACAUAGGAAGUGCAAUAAUAAAGAGGAACCUAUGACAGAGACAAGAGCUGUAAUUCAUUUAGUGUUGAAAUAAUAAAAAAAACAAGGAAAGUAACAGACGUAAAAAUAGUAUGAGUAGCAUGGAGAUGACUUUCCUCAUUUUGGUCUCUCUUCUGGGAGGAUUAUGGGAGACUGGAGCUGUGUCAGUAACCGGAGAGGUGGGACAGGAGAUCCCAAUAACAUGCACUCACGCCAAUGCAUUUUCCAACGUCAAAUAUUUCUGCAAGGAAGCGUGUACAAAUGAAGACGUCCUAAUAACUUCCAGAGGAGAGAAUAAAGAUUCACAGAGGAAGUACAGUAUUGAAGAUAAAGGAAACACAUUUGUGGUGACUAUCUCUAGUCUGACAGAGGAUGACUCUGGAACUUACUGGUGUGGAAUAGAAAGGGUUGGUUUGGACACAUACAAUCAAGUAGUCCUCACAGUUAUAAAGGCAGGCGUACAGGACGCUGACGAUAACUUGCCACAUUCAAUUACAAAGAAGCUGGUAUAUAUCGGAGCAGGUCUUGGAUUGGUUUUGCUGGCUCUGGCGAUAUUACUGCUCAUAUUCUUCAGACAUCGGAACAGAGACAUUGGCGCAUCUUCUGGAAAGGACGAUAACAUAGUCUAUGCAACACCAUCCAGCCUGAAACAAGACGCACACCAUAUCACCACUGCCUCCUCAACAGCUAAUAAGCACGAAGACACGGACGGCAGGACCAUAGGCAUCUUCAGCUCGUCGGCCGGUCAGGCCCAAGAUACCAGCAGAGACUACGCCAGAGAGGCUCAGAACCAACCAGACAGCCUGUUUUACUCCACUGUCAGCUUCAACAAACACAAGGACUAUCGCAGUGUCACACCUCCCGCUGCAGCGGUCACAUACUCCACGAUUGCACAAAUAUCAGCAGACAAAUCCGAAGUCUAUUGCAAUCUCCUGCACCUGUCAAACCUGCGCCGGUCACCUCAGAUCAUCAAGGACCAGCAAGAACUACAGGUUAUUUACACUGUCUGGACUGAGACAAUGAGAAUACCACUGAAAGUCAUUAUAUACUCAAUGACAGCUACUGUUAGUUUCUUUUCUGUGACAGGAAAUAAAGGAGAACCUGUCAGAAUGAACUGUGAGAGUGCACAAGUGAGUCAGGCGGCACAUCUUGGAGGCUCUUUUACCAUCAACUGCACAUAUCCAAGAGGGGAAAAAAGCAAAGUGAAAUACUUCUGCAAAGAGGAUAAAAACUUUCACUGUAUAAAUUUGAUAUCAACAUACACUUCAAAUUACACAAAACUAGACAGGUUUUCUAUGACAGACCAUAAAGAGCAAGGAGUCUACACUGUGAUCAUUUCCACGCUGACCCAGGACGAUGCCGGAGGAUACCAGUGUGCUGUAAAAGACAUGAACAAUGACAGUUCCACUGAUUGUUUAACUAAGAUCCAGCUCCAUAUUUUGAACUGGGAUGACAUUGCACCGACAGCAAAAAUUCAUGACACUGGGGAUACUGCACAGAUAUUGUAUCGCUAUCCACACAGUCGUGUGAACAAUAUGAAAUACCUGUGCAAGGGUGAGACUCCUUUCAGCUGUUUGCAGUUAAUACAAACAACAGCAGAGGAAAGAGCUGUGGUGAAAGGCAGGUUUUAUAUAAGGGAUAACAAGAGAAAGAAGUACUUCUAUGUGUACAUCAACAAUCCGAUCACAGCCCACUCUGGGACAUACUGGUGUGGCUCUGACAGAAAAUGGCACCAUGCUGAAUCCACCAAAAUCCACCUUUUUGUAGGUGAGUACACUGAGAACAUUAGUAUCACACACUACUGCAGCUUGUUUAUUUUGUACCUAUGCACCAAGUGCAGUAAAAGGAUUUGGAGAUGGAGUGAGACAAGCUCCCUGCAUUAUAAACAUAUGUGUGUGUGUGCAUGUGUUUUCUGUGUGCAUUAUUUUCAUUUGUAUGCUAUUCUUCACAUCUCUAACCUUCUGGCUUUUUACGCAACACCCACAGCUGAAAGACAGAGCCAAACCAGAAAAUCGGGUCCUCCGACUACGCCAAUGACAGCAGCACCAUCCCAAACAACCCUCCGUGAGGACCACUCAAACUCUGGCAUGAUUGGCUAUGUGGUAACGUGCUUGGCAUUGUUAGUGACAGCUGUGACUGUACUAAUACUGUACAGACACAAACUCCCCAGGACACAAGCGUGUUGUGCUUCAGGGGGAUCAUCAGAGCAGAGCCCAAACGUUGGACAAAACACAGAGGAAAAUCGUGGAGAUCACGAUUAUGAGGACAUACAGGAGCAGAACCAGGAGGCAAGCUCAGGAGGCAUACUGUCGACAGUUUAUGCCAUUGUCAACCCUCCCACAGAGCAGAUCCACUAUGCCAGCAUCAGUUUCCAGAUGCACUCUGUCAAAGUCUAAACAGACAGAAAUGCACAUCCUGACAGAUAAAAAAUGGCACAUUGCCCUGUGACUACUCCUCUAUCAGUCUGACUCAGGGCAGUACCCAUCCUCUUAUUCCACAAGGCUGGGCAAACCAUGAUAUAGUGAGUCUUUUAAUGUAUAUUUGCCAUGUAACAUGCAGUGAAGGAUUUAAAUUUUUUUCCUAUGUAUAUAUAUACGAUCCAUACACUCAAAAUAUAUGGGGAAAUGUUCAUCAGCUUUCAAUCUAUCACUUAGUUUGGUUACAUUUUUGAGUGAUGGACCCUGUUGCGUAAUUAAGAGUUAGCUGGUUUGUAUCUAUUACGGCUGUGUAACCAAUAACAUGACAUAUAGAUGUGAAUAUUACUGUAAAUAUACUCUGAUUAUGACAAUUAGAAAUCCCGCUGUCUGUAGUUUGAGUCAGUCCUUGUCAGCAAAAACUUGAUUGCUAUAUAAAAGCUUAAUGUUCUACUUUACUUCAGGAGGCACAAAAAUGUAAUCAGGGUUAUAAGGUAAACAGAAAGUUGGGUAAUCGUACCAGUAAGAAGGCUACAUGAUGCACCACUUUUCCCCAGAGGGUCAUGAAAAUAACCCCUAUAAGGAAGUAAGUUACUGGUUAUUGGUUUCACCUCAGCAGCUGAUUCAGAGAUAACAGAAUGAUGCACUCAUUGAUUAUUAUGUAGGUUCAUAGAUCUAAUUUAUAACUUAGACCUAACUUAUCAUUAAACAUUAGCAAGAAGGCAGGCUGUUCUUAAAUAACUGAUCAUAAUCUAUAUAUAUAUAUAUAUAUACCUGAUAUAUAUUAAAUAUUCAGUUAAUGAUUUAUUUAUUAGAAAUAGUUCCGGAUUUGCCCCCUUACUUAUUUGUUGGUAACUACUCACAUAACUUGGAUAUUGUUUAUAGAGUUUGCUUUUUCAAUAUUGAGUAUACCUCCAGAGAGGUUAAAUCUCAUCAUCUGAUAAAAUAAUAAAGGAUAGUGAAGCAGACACAAAUGUGAUACUUCACAGUACCUGUAGGAUCAGUUGGUGAAGAAACCACGACAGCAAAUGUGAAUACACUGAGUCUUUCUUCAUUACAUUUCACAGGCAGUCAAACGACAUUGCUACUCUCUACUAUUUCUAUAAAACAUAUGAAUGUUGUUGUUCUCAGUGAAGAAAUAUAAUUUCACUCCUGAUGCGGUCUUAAAAUGAUGAAAGCGCAGAUUUGGUUAUGGGACUUGAGCACUGUCAGGCGACUGUGGCAUGUUCUGUUGAAGCUCACGGGGGACGAACAGCCUUCAUUUUGUAUACAGGAUAUUUAUUAUCAAAUGAUUAAAUACAGUAUAUCUAGUAAGAUGAGAGUUAUUUCUUGUUUUGCUCUGCAGUACCCUCUUGUGGCUGAUUUUGUGAUCAGUUAGUGAUUGGAUGGAUUGACUACUUUCCGCAGCUCCCACAGUCACGUCUACUGGCAUCGACUAUGCCCUCCACCAGACACUGAGAAAAACCCUGUUUGUCAUGACACGCUCACCUUUCAUACGAUUAUUAUUUUGUAACUUACAGCAUGUAUCUAUUUUUGCUUAAUAAUUCCAAAAAGUCGGGUUUAUUGCCAGAAGUACAGACACAGAGGCACAUACAAGCCUCGGGUGUAAGGCAGGGGGGAGACGAGUUGCCCGCUCGAGGUCGGGGGACCCCAGAACAACUCUCAGUCCAUAUCACAUUAAACAAUGAAAGUAAAACGUAAGCGAAGUGAAGAAUAUUAGGGGAAAGCUGUUCAUGAGGCUACAGUAAAAUUGUAAUUUAGAAAAAAAUGUCAUAAUAUUUUGUUACUAAAGUCAUAGGGUGUAGACUC
This is a messenger RNA of Xiphias gladius (swordfish), 5878 nucleotides long. RefSeq lists its product as uncharacterized. The record is from RefSeq and is a predicted model, not a curated record. The coding region runs from base 1748 to 4051 and encodes 767 amino acids. Lineage: Eukaryota; Metazoa; Chordata; Actinopteri; Istiophoriformes; Xiphiidae. The transcript is spliced from 17 exons.